Messenger RNA from Diaporthe batatas, 6769 nucleotides. RefSeq lists its product as uncharacterized. The transcript has 3 exons. The coding region runs from base 3670 to 6315 and encodes 881 amino acids. Gene Ontology annotation, cellular component: fungal-type cell wall. Gene Ontology annotation, molecular function: hydrolase activity, hydrolyzing O-glycosyl compounds; glycosyltransferase activity. Gene Ontology annotation, biological process: fungal-type cell wall organization; carbohydrate metabolic process. Lineage: Eukaryota; Fungi; Ascomycota; Sordariomycetes; Diaporthales; Diaporthaceae. The record is from RefSeq and is a predicted model, not a curated record.
UAGAGCCGCAUGUGGUAACUGCCCAGGUGCGCAGGGCCCUUGAGACGUUCUCCUUGUUCUCAAGAAUUCUCCGCUGAUACGGAGUACUUCUGGCCACGCCCACGAGGCCGACUUGACGCUCGCCAUCCACUUCCCCCCGCCAGUCCGGUCCGCCUUGCCGCUGCGUGGCAGCAGACAGCACAGCACGCCAGUGUGCCAGUGUGCCAGUGUGCCAGUGUGCCAGUGUGCCAGUGUGCCAGUGUGCCAGUGUGCCAGUGUGCCAGUGUGCCAGUGUGUCAACACUGAAACCGAGUCACGGGCUCAGUGGAAGUCUAUCCGACUGUUGGACCUCUACUGUAGCAGUCGGAAACAUACGGACCUGCAAAUGUGAGGCUACAUCACGGAAUGUAUGCGUGUCCUAGCAUGCAUCUACACACAACUCAAGCGCCCCCCCCCAUCGACAUCGAACCAAAGUCAAACGGCCAUCUGCCAUGUGAUGUGCGACGCUGCCUCAUUCUCAAUUCCCCCGGCGUACGGAAAAUCUUCACCCUCACCCCCGACGGUGACCUCCACGACGACGUCCUCGCCAUCGACCGAAGAGAGAUCCUCAACAGCGUCACUCUCAUGGAGGGGGUUGUUCUCCGUCUUUCCGUUGAUAAAGUCGUCAGCCAUGCUUCUCGUCUUGUCACUUCCAAACACAGUGUCAUAUCGCCCACCACUCGCCCUCGCCAGGUCCUCGCAUUCCGCCCCGCUCGGCUCAACUAGUUGCUUCUCAUACUCAACCUCCACACCCCGGAGCACUUCGAGGGCCAGGGACCACGUGCCGCUGAGCAGACGGGCUCGCUGCACCGUGAGGAACUCGAGCCUCGCCCCGGACUCCUUGAGCUGUGCACCCAGGCGCGACAGGUCCGACAGGUGCAGCGCCACGUUGGACAGGUGCAUGUCGCGGAGGUUCCCCCAACCCGCCUGUCCCCACCGCUCUGGUGACUCAGCCCCACGAAGCAGGAGUGGCCCAAUACCCGACGGGCGGUCGGCAUCGAGCCCGCCGUCAGACCAGCCGCCGUCAAGGCGCAGCCAGAAUCUUUCCAGGCCAUUGCUGUUCGUCACGGCCGAGAUGAAGCUGUAGAAAGCGCCUGUCUCCUCCGAGGACGCGCUCUGCCGGGCGCGCGGCUUCAUCUCGUCCUGGUGCAAGAAUAUGAAGCUCCUCAGGCUCAUCCUGUUGAUUGCCGUUCGCAGCUCGACGAACUUGCUCAUCUCGACCUUGUUGAAUAACGGAUAAUACUGCUCUGCAUUUGUGCUGGUCUGCACCGAUAUCCUGUCAAGUCGGGCCCCGGCUUUGUCUAUCGCAGUGGGAAUCCCGAAGAGGACUUCGACUGGAGGAUCGCCGAGUGACCGGUCUAGCGCCUCGCCCCAAGACACGGGAAGUACAAGUGAGUCAAUGUCCAUGAGGCCAGCAUAUUCGUCGGUCCCGGCGAAGCGAACCCUGCUUUGGUUGUCCUCGGGUUCUUCUUGAAAGCUGGUACGCGACUGCUGCACCCCGAAGUCGUGGAACUCGAUCCCCUUGGCCUUUGGCAUCCGAGCCAUGGCAGCUGAAAAUCUCCGGGUAAACGUAUCACCUUGUCGAAGUCGUUCCUGGUCUUGAUAACGCAGCCGGUAGAGCUGAUGGGCAACGUGCAAGAGCUGAAGGUGUCGUGCAGCCUCAUCGUUCUCGUCCUCCCCAGAGUUCCUGCGACACAGUGCCAUACAAUCCUGGCUGGACUUUUCCGGGUCGAUGCUCCAGGGCCCGGUGGCGUGCUCUAUCCCCUCGAGGCUGACUCGACCCCACGUCUUGAGGAUGGCCUUGACCUUUGCCAGCGCCACCGCAGCCUCUUCUCGCCUCUCCAUGGCCCCUUCUGCAUCCGCUUCCUCGUCUUCAGCAGCUUCGAGGUCCUGCUUGAAGCGCAGGGCUUGGCCAAACACUCGGCUCACUGCAUGACAGGCGAACCGGCGGAUGUCAUUUGCGUAGACGGAACUGUAAAAUUGAGUGACAAGCCUGACAAUGUGCACCCCAUUGCGAAUCACUGGAUGCAUGGAAAUGGCUUCCAGCUUGUCGAGGGACUCGGAGUUGAUCCCGUCGACCUUGAUGUAGUGCACUAGCAGGUGGGAGCUGCAGGCCUCGAACCGUCUGCACACCAGUCUCACAUUGGCGAUGUCUGCUGAUGAGCUGGCAAAAGAUGCGUGCUGUGCCUUAUUGUUCGGGUUGUGGGUCUUGACUGCGCUGAAGAUCUCGACGAGGAGCUCGUCGGGGAGCGAAAGGAUGCUCUUGUGUGAGUAUUUGUCCAUAUCCGUAUCCGAAUGUUGACGGUCCCUCAAGCGGUUAAUAGUUCAGCUUCAAGGCCGGGGUUUGCAAGUCUGACUUCAGGACUCUCAAUUCGCAACGUGCAGUGCCAGCGAGGGUUCCUUUGUGUUGUUUUGGCGCUCUCAAUUUAUUGUCUGCAACAUGCAGCCAGUUUCCUAAGCGCCGCACUCGUUUGUGUUGGUUGACUGUUGGUAACCUGGGUACUUGAUAUUCCCUGACCGUCAGUCACAUCUGCUAUUUUUAGUGAGCGCGGCCGGGCCGGUUGGUCGCAGUUGUUGGUCGCAAUUGUUGGUCGCGCCCCCUCUGCUAGGCGCCCACUCCGAUCUCUGCCUUUCUCAAAAACGGCCAUCAAUUAGCAGGAUGUCUUCUGGUUUCCAAUGUUGACUCGCCUGCAUGAUUGUUUCGACCUUUUUCUGAGCCAGUCCCGGUAGCCAAACCCAAGCACGACCUGAUCACGAGCCAACACGCCGUUGUCGCCAUCAACGCCCUGUUUCCAGCGGAGCGAUUUCUCAUCUGUCGUAUUCUUGCCUCUGCAGACUGCAACUCCAAAUAUGCUUGUCGUUUGUUCUGAUCUCAGGGAAUCCAAUAUUGCUGACAGACUUUGCCAGUGUAGGCGGCAACUGCCCAUCACUUACACAAAAGUGGCCCCACUGGCAGGGGCCAAUUGGCCAAUUGCGCCCCUCUAGCUACGUUCGAUGCAGAGCAAUGACAUGGCAGCCUUGGAAGCCUUGACUCCACACAGCUCGGUGUAUUAUUUUGAAACUCGGUGCAUGGGUCUAAUGGCACAACUCUAUAAUUUUUUCGAUUCUUGGCGACCUUGGGAUGAUAAGUCACAAGUCAGCCUCAGUAGAACGGUUGAUUGUGUGUAAUCCCAUUGCACGCACCUCAAAUUGCCGAAGAACGGACUCGCCCGGGAUGACCUCGGGAUUCACUUGCCGCUUCCAAGGCACUAUGAAGUCCACAAUAUCAACAAUGGUAUCCGAAAAAUGGUCCGUGUAUUAUAACGGGUAAGAAGGCACUGGAUGUCGAGGCAGACAGCGGGCACGCUUCCGGAAAGGGAACACGGUAAGGGCUCGACAACAAGCAACCUCGACUGUCCUUUGUGGCCCGAGUAAAUUUCAUAUUAUAUCGCCACAUACAGCCUUUCACCUGAGUGCCGUGCAUCGGCGUGGUUGAGAUGAGCCAUCAUCCGCUUCUUUGUCCGCAAGACUCGGCGACGCCUCUUUGCCCAUGUGCAGCCACUCAAGAAUCCACCUUCAGAUCGAUCACCGUGUCUUCCUGAAUCGCUCACCAUCUUCGACACAAGAUACUCAUUCAGACCUCCUGGAUAACUUUUAUCAGAGUGAUUGAAAAUGAGGUUCAUCACUGCCAUCACGGCAAUUGGCGUGAUUGGCAUACCCGCGGUCAAUGCAAAUUGCAACCCGUUGAAAGAGACAUGCGCUCCGAUUCCAGGGAUCACCUCACCCAUCCACCAGGACUUCACGAAGUUUUCCUCUAUUGAAGACGUCAAGAAAAACGGCUGGACCAUCGCCGAUUACGCCAGCUUUCGUGUAGACAGCAAGGAUGGCGGCGUCUUCCCCAUAGAGAGGCGAACCGAUGCACCGUAUAUCUGGACAACAAGUUACUUCCUGUAUGGCCACGUCGAUGUGGUGAUGCAAGCAGCCCCAGGGAUUGCCAUAAUCUCGUCAGCGGUGCUGAUGUCGGACACGGCCGACGAGAUCGACUGGGAGUGGAGCGGCAAUAACUAUCGCCAAUCAAAGCCCAACGUGCAGACGAAUUACUUCGGCAAAGGGAUCACUGCCAACUACGACCGGUCGACAUCUGUCUUCACCGAGUUCGAGAUGACGGCGGGACUCCACAAGUACGGCAUAGACUGGACCGCUGAGAGCCUGACGUGGUCUAUCGACGGACAGGUUGUCAGAACACUGCCGAGAAGGGACUGCGACAACGCGGAUCACCAGUACCCUCAGACGCCGUCGCGAUUCCACCUCGGCGUCUGGGUCGCGGGUGACCCAGACAGACAGGCUGAGGGGGUCAGACAGUGGGCUGGUGGUAACACGGACUUUAGCAAGCUGCCCUACACUGCCUAUGUGAGGAGCGUGGACAUUGAGCCGUCCUCCAAGUGUGCCUACUACAACUACACGGACAAGAGCGGGUCGUCCAAGAGCGUCAAGUGUCUCGCUCAACUGCCCCAGUCUGUCUCGUCAAUCGUCAGCUCAUCCGUGCUCAACACCCUGAGCGCUGCUCAACCAGCACCACCUACCACUUCGCAGACUUCGCAGACCUCGCAGACCAGGAGCCUCGUCGCAAGCUCGUCCUCGUCAAGCAGCGUGACGGUUGCGGCAGGCACAACCUCGACAGCCACCGCUCCUAGCCUGAACAGCCAGCCAAGCGGAGGCUCGUCCUCAUCGACCGGGACCACAGGCGGCGCGACCUCGACCGACGUUGCCAGCAGCCAGGACUCUCAGGCAACUGGAAGCGCCAGCUCUGUUCAGCUCACUACAAGCACAGUGUACAAAACAACCGUCUUUUCGACAGUGACAUCUUGUAACACCAAAGUGACGGACUGUCCCGCCAACAAGCCUCUCCUCUCAACUGUACUUGUCACGGAUACGGUGGUCGACUACACCACGGUCUGUCCUGUUACUGAGGGCAGGGCCCAGUCCUCGACACCUAAUGUCUCACCCGCGAGUUCAGUCAAGACGGGUUCCUCGGCAACAACACAACCCGCUGCUUUGUCGAAUGCGGUUGCACAGAAUGCUGCUUCCCACUCGGCCUUAGCGUCCAGCGGGCCCUCGUCUUCAUCGAAGGCCCUGUCCUCUUCUCCGACGGGGGCCACAUCAACUAUGAAAGGCACUUUACCGAACAAAAGCCUGCCGUGGUGGUACUGGCUCGCCAAGCCCGUCAAACGCCCUGUCAACCAGGAAUCACCGGCUUCUUCACCACCUUCCGAGAGCACCCAGGUUGAAUCUGGCGAGAUGGCGGUGACGCAGUCCAAGCAUGAUGUAGACUCAGCUGGGACGUCUGGGACAGAGCCCACCAACUCACCCGAAUUGAUGACCACCUCUACGGUCUAUAGCACCAACAUCCAUACCGUAACAUCGUGUGGAUUAGAAGUGGAAAGCUGUCCGGCAAAGUCAACGGUGCUCUCAACGGAGGUCGUUGCGGCUUAUACGACUGUCUGUCCCGUCUCCACCGCCGAGUCAUCAGCACCAACCGAGUCCUCUGAAGACGGCUCGCGGGAGCAGUCUUCACAGGACGGCGGCACCAACAUGUUGCCCCCGUCUUCAUCGACGAUGAUUUCCUCAGCCGACGCACACGACGUGGCACCAUCAAGUCGGUUGGACGAGUCCCAAGCCGCGUCCACAUCGAUGGAAUUCGGCCAUAGCAGCGUAUCGCUAUACAACACGGAUGCGGAGGUGGCAACGUCGGGGUCAUCGACAGCACGGGCGGCGGCGUUGCCGACGGACAAGGGUGCCCCCCCAAUAGCCCAGAACCACGCCGUGCCGGGCACGGAGAGCUCUGAGGCAGGGGGCAGCUCGGAUGGCAUGCUGACGACGCGGAGCACAAUAACGAGAACGACAACAGUGCGGCUGACGACGACGCGACGCUCGACGUCGACACUCUUCAGCACGUCAGCAACGGUCAUAACCAGCUGUGCGGCAGGCCAGUCUGGUGCGGACUGCUCGACCAUCUCGUCGACGACGACGAUGAUCAUUUCGAAGCUGGUGACGCCUGUGACAUUCACGUCGACGGGGGUUUCUACGGCGACGGAAACAGUGGACGUGGCCUUGUCUCCCGCAGCACCUCAUGGGCCCUCCGGGGUUGCUGGUGCUGGCACGGGAAAUGGCACAGGCACGGGCACGGGGCAGCAGCCUGGGGGGGCAAAGACGGCCCUGGCAACGAUUGCUGGAGAGGGACCAGCGGGCGGUGCAGUUCCUGGGUCGUUGCUGGGGCUUGCCAUGGGCGGUGUCUUGUUCUUCAUACUGGGGAUGUGAUGGCGUCUGCGGUGUCCAUACAGAUAUAUUCUUCCCGUGUCAAUAGUAGUCUGCAAUACUCUUUUGUGUGAUGACAACUCGCCUCGGCUGUCAAACGAGACAUGGACAAAUGGAGCACGUGGUGGUGGUGACACUGGCCGGCCUGAAACGACAGGUCGGCCGAAGCAGGGUCUCGAUGCUGGGCUCGAAGCGGCCAAUCAAACCCAGGCAACCAGCAGCGAGCGAGCGAUCAACGGGUGCAGGCUCGGGCUCGGACUCGAGUUCGUUCGCUGGCGGGCUGGCGGGCUGGGCGGCAGACGGUUGGGCGAUGUGCGUCGCAGGAGAACAAGGGGCUCAGCUGGCAGGCUGGCAGGUUGCAUCGCCAACAGACGUGGGCCUAUGAAGAGCCAGCCACCUACGUACGUAUGCCUGGUACGUACCGAGCCAACGAGCGUACGUAUGGGGCACAGCCGAC